AUGGCGACGUUGGGACAAGCGGCGCGAUGCUCGGCGUCCAGAGCCGCAGUUCAUUUGGCCACUGCUGAGAGCUUCACCGUACCCGCGGCAUCCGCGUCUCUUCUCGCAGCAGGUUCUACUUCUACCGCGAGGGCCAAGUCGCUAGAAGAUUCUAUUUGCUUGCGAUUGAAACACACCUGGUCAGAGCCUCGGCGGCCCUUAUCGUCGGCAUCCAGAGCUCGCGGCCGUGGCAGCUCCCGACAGACUUGCGCUGCACGUCGAGGCGUCUCUCCGCUGGUGACGAGCUACGACAGCGUUCCUGUGCCACGAUAUCCAGAACAGCAGCUACGACAAUACUUCCACACGUAUUUUGUCACGCAUCUACCCUCCUCGUCGCUUCACCCCGACUCGCAUCGCACAAUCGGCCCAGGCCACAAGCUGCCCCGCGAUGCGUCGACCCCUCAUACACCAAGCCCGGGAUCCUCCCCGGCUGUCUCAAUCCCCAAUAUGCAAAGUCGAGACUUGACCGUUGUACGAAUACCGCUGCGGAGGGCAAAACACCAUUUUGGCUCUGCAACAGCCAGAGGCAGCAGGCCGUACAAUGAGGACACAGACCAAGCUGGUACAGUGGACAUACCCGCCUUCGCCAAGAGGGGUCCCAUGAGCGUGAGGCAGAAGCCGGGCGAAGCAACUCCGGCAGACAGUGUGCUGGGGGAUCCUCAGAUAUUCUACUUUGGAGUCUUUGACGGUCACGGCGGCACACAAUGCUCUCACUUUUUGCGAGACGAACUACACGGGUAUGUCGAGGAAGCCGCCAUUGAAUUCGGCCUGCAGAGCAGCCUCCGCAAAAGCAAACCAGGACGAGAUCAACAAAACCCCUCAGCCGGCGAGAAGCCCAUAUCACGACGACGCGCCCUGGACUCAAUAGAAAUGAAGUCAGCAAAAGAAGUGCAAAAAGACAUGGAGGUCCCCAACCGAGAUAACCGGGGAUUUGUCGACCGUCCCAAUCACGGAGUGGCCCUGGCAAGCGCCGAAUCACCACCAGCCGAGUCGCAAAACGUGGAAAAGGCAAUCCAACUAGAACGCGAGCUCGUCAAAGCCUACGGCACCACCAUAGGCGGCUACUUCCGCCGCUUCAACCCCGAGCACUUCGACAUCUCAAGCGACGCCAGCAAAACGGCCUCCAUCACCGUCGAGUCCAGUCUUGCGUACGCGUUUCUCCGCGCCGACCUAGACUUUGUGUCUGCGCAAGCGCGCAAAGCAGACCCCGACGACUCAGACAUGCCUCUCAACGACGACGAGAUCCUCGGCGCGCCUCACGCAACGCCCUCUGGCCACGGCAUCGGCGGCUCUACUCGCUUCAAAGGCGGCUCAACCGCCUCCGUGGCACUCAUAUCCACGCCCACCACAGCACCCUUCUGGCAUCCGGCCGCAAAUUCCACCCUCGUAGCCGCCCACGUAGGCGACUCCCGCAUCCUGCUCUGCGAAACGGCCACCGGCCUCCCCCUCCCCCUAACAUCAGACCACCAUCCUUCCACGCCAACUGAAAGCCGUCGUCUUCGUCGCUAUGCCCCCGCUGGAUCCAUGGUCUCAGGCGACUCCUUCGGCGAAGAACGUAUCGCUGGGCUCGCAAACUCCCGCGCCUUUGGGGACAUCAAGUCCAAGCGCAUAGGCGUAUCUGCCGAACCGGAAAUCACGCGCGUUGAAAUGGGCCCCGCGCAGUACUCCUUCCUGGUCCUCAUGAGUGAUGGCGUUUCCGGAACCCUCAGCGACCAAGAGAUUGUGGAUGUUGUCAAGGAGGCAAGAACACCGGAAGAAGGCGCAAGAAAUGUGGUCGAGUAUGCGACUGAGGUUUCUAAGGACGGCGAUAACGCGACAUGUCAGGUUGUUAGGCUGGGAGGGUGGGAGAGACGCUCUGAGGGCGGACUAGGUAGCAUGGGCACCAAGGAGAUUAGGGAUAUUAGAAAGGCGGAGGCGCAGGAUCCGAGGAGGGGGAAGAGGUGA
Molecule: messenger RNA, 1983 nt
Organism: Pochonia chlamydosporia 170
Lineage: Eukaryota; Fungi; Ascomycota; Sordariomycetes; Hypocreales; Clavicipitaceae
Product: protein phosphatase 2c
Exons: 1
Coding region: 1-1983 (660 amino acids)
Biological process (GO): protein dephosphorylation
Molecular function (GO): protein serine/threonine phosphatase activity; cation binding
Source: RefSeq, a predicted model, not a curated record